Molecule: messenger RNA, 1400 nt
Organism: Alosa alosa (allis shad)
Lineage: Eukaryota; Metazoa; Chordata; Actinopteri; Clupeiformes; Clupeidae
Gene: calm3b
Product: calmodulin 3b (phosphorylase kinase, delta)
Exons: 6
Coding region: 195-644 (149 amino acids)
Molecular function (GO): calcium ion binding
Source: RefSeq, a predicted model, not a curated record
GGACACCUUUGUGACAAUCAGGUUGUCAGGGAGUGCGUGGUCGCGCUUGAAACCCAACAACUACGGCGGAGCGAUACAACGUCUGAGACGCAGGGCAGGAGCAGGCGCGAGCACUAGUGGCUAUCUACGGAGAUUGAUCAAUCAAACAAUUCCUUUUCCAGACAAGCUACCCAAGGAAACAGAGUAAUUACACAAUGGCAGAUCAGUUGACAGAAGAGCAGAUUGCUGAGUUCAAGGAGGCGUUCUCCCUGUUUGAUAAGGACGGCGAUGGCACCAUCACCACCAAAGAGCUGGGCACGGUCAUGCGCUCGCUGGGACAGAACCCCACUGAGGCGGAGCUGCAGGACAUGAUCAACGAGGUGGACGCUGACGGGAACGGCACCAUUGACUUCCCAGAGUUCCUCACCAUGAUGGCGAGGAAGAUGAAGGACACAGACAGUGAGGAAGAGAUCAGGGAAGCCUUCCGCGUGUUUGACAAGGAUGGCAACGGCUACAUCAGCGCCGCUGAACUUCGUCAUGUCAUGACCAACCUGGGGGAGAAGCUUACGGACGAGGAGGUGGACGAGAUGAUCCGGGAGGCAGACAUCGACGGCGACGGACAGGUCAACUACGAAGAGUUUGUCCAGAUGAUGACUGCAAAGUAGAUGGGGGAGCAGAGGGGCGACCAAACGGUGGACCAGACCUCCACUGCCUCCAUCCCUCUCCACCUCAAGCGUCCUCCAGUCUCUCUCUCUCUCUCUCUCUCUCUCUCUCUCUCUCUCUCUCUCUCUCUCUCUCUCUCUCUCUCUCUCUCUCUCUCUCUCUCUCUCUCUCUCUCUCUCUCCCUCCACACACCUUCACUUGGGAGUGCCACGCCGCUCUGUUUACCUGCUUAGCAUUCGGUUGUUCUCAUGUCCUUAAUCCUCCGGCCCCUCCCCCCUCACUGCCCCGCCUCUCUUACCCCAGAACCCGCUUCUCUUACCCCAGUGCCAGUGGUCUCUCUCAGGCAGCUUCUGACCCAGACUGGGCCUCGAUGCCAGUGUGGGUCUCUGGGACUGGUCCCAAAGUUGGCCUGGUGUGUUCUGGGUGACUUCAGCACAUACUUUAAUUCAUUUUAGCCCAAUUACUUUCAAUCAUUGUUUUUUUUUUUUUUUUUUUUUUUUUUUUUUUUUUUUUAAAUCAGUUUGAAACAUUUCCCACAAAGCAGAUAUUAGAUGUGCAAUGAUGAUCAAACCUGAAAUAUUUAUAUCUGAAUCUAUACACGUAUAUAUAGUGGAGGUGUUAAGCUAACAAUAUUUUUCAAGUGUGACCUACACGGACAAGAGCAGUGCAUGCUUUCUUUAUUUUCUCCUUUUUUUCUUUGAGCAUGUUUCUGUGCUUCUGCCUGCCUGCCUGUAAUUUUCUCCCCCUCUCUCCCUCUC